This is a messenger RNA of Penicillium malachiteum, 1296 nucleotides long. RefSeq lists its product as uncharacterized. The transcript is spliced from 5 exons. The record is from RefSeq and is a predicted model, not a curated record. NCBI's taxonomy places the organism in Eukaryota, Fungi, Ascomycota, Eurotiomycetes, Eurotiales, Aspergillaceae. Gene Ontology annotation, biological process: peptidyl-lysine monomethylation. Gene Ontology annotation, molecular function: protein binding; protein-lysine N-methyltransferase activity. Bases 1 to 1296 code for a protein of 431 amino acids.
AUGGACCCGAAGCAUUAUCCCGGCGAGAAUCAUGACGCCUUCACUAAUUGGGCAUUGGCCCAAGGUAUCAUUGCCAAUGGAGUUACUCCAGCGCGUUUUCCAGGACGUGGCCUUGGAAUGAUGGCCAUCCGAAAAAUUAAGAAGGGUGAAACUGUAGUUCAAGUCCCUACAAGCACGAUCUUCACAAUUGAUCAUAUCCCCAUCGAGUUCAGGUCCCGGUUUCCGGAAGGCACAGCCGUCCAAACUAUCAUGGCCGCAUUUCUGACCCAUGGAAGUGAGGAGCAGCUCGAAAAGUACCAACUUUGGUUCAAGACGUGGCCUACACGGCACGAUUUUGAAAAUAGCCUGCCCUUGCUCUGGCCUCGAGAAUUAGGUGGUCUCAUCUGGCCAAGCAGGGAUACCUCGGAAAGCACAAGGGACGAUCUCUCUGUGGCCCCUAAUCUCCUUCCACCCUCUAUAUCAGGACGUUGGAACUCUAUCAAGACAGAGCCCCGGGCAAGAAAAUACGAUAGCGAGCACCAGGAUUUGGAGCCAAUGCAAGAACGAAGGCUGAAGAAGGCAUGGGCGGACGUCACGUCAACUUUCCCUGAGACUGACUGGAAGAGCUUUUCAUACCUAUGGCUUAUCGUUAACACAAGGAGCUUUUAUUGGGUUGGCCCUAAUCAGCAGCCGCCAGAUAAUCGGAAUGAUGCAAUGGCUCUAUUGCCCUUUGCGGACUACUUUAAUCAUUCGGAUGUUGAGUGCGAUGUAAAAUUUGACGAAAAUGAAUAUGUGCUUCGUGCUACGGAGGACUACGAGAAGGGCGAUGAGGUUUAUAUGAGCUAUGGCAAUCAUCCAAAUGAUUUUCUUCUAGCGGAAUAUGGAUUCUUCCUUGACCAAAACGAGUCGGAUUGCGUUUACCUUGACGCUAUUGUCUUGAGGGACAUUGAUAGCCCUGAUAAGCAAGAAGAGCUUUCGUUAAAUCGAUACUAUGGUGAAUAUCGAGUCACUACAAAAGGGGUUUGUUACCGCACCGAGGUUGCAGCGUGUCUGAAGUACAUGAAAGGCGAGGAUUGGAGAAACCAUGUUCUCGAAGGUUCGAUUGAUGGUGUCGAUGAAAAGAAGUCAAUGGAAAUUAUCAAGGGGUGGCUUGACGUAUACACCUCGGAGGCAGAUGCAACGACGAGGGCAAUAAAAAUGGCUCUUGCAUCAAAUCCAGUGGUGCAGGCACAUCGAGAGAAGGUAGAGGUGAUAUUACGGCGAUGGAAACAGAUUAAGCAGAUCUGUUAUUGCGCUGCUAAGGCCAUGUCACUGUAG